Gaeumannomyces tritici R3-111a-1 is the source of this 1193-nucleotide messenger RNA. RefSeq lists its product as hypothetical. The transcript has 4 exons. The record is from RefSeq and is a predicted model, not a curated record. NCBI's taxonomy places the organism in Eukaryota, Fungi, Ascomycota, Sordariomycetes, Magnaporthales, Magnaporthaceae. Gene Ontology annotation, biological process: peptidyl-serine phosphorylation; peptidyl-threonine phosphorylation. The coding region runs from base 204 to 1193 and encodes 329 amino acids. Gene Ontology annotation, molecular function: ATP binding; protein serine/threonine kinase activity.
UCGGAUAGUCUUUCGAGGUUUCCCCUCCAGUAUUUGUACUUGGCCAGGUCGAGGGCCCGUUCGGCAGGACGCCCGCACCACCCCAGACCGUAUAUGUAUACUUUCUCCCGCGGGGCGAGCUUGGCGGAAUCCUCGCAUUGCCAAUCCUACGGUCUUGUCUCAAGCAGCUGCUACCGGAAGUCGGGAACAUCGAAGAGCUCGCGAUGUACGCAUCUGGCAAUGGGAGCAAGAUCUUCGCUAUCCUCGCCCUCAUCAACAAACCCCAGCAAAUCACGGACUUUUACCAAGCAAAUGUCUCUAAUGGCAACUUGCCUCUCAGACGGAGUGUUAUUGGCAAGUAUCCACGCCAUGCCUUCCACGACCGCACCAUCUUGCCCUUCACGGAGUACGAUCCCAGCCCAGGGAAGAGAGGCGUUCUCGGCACCUACAAGGCCCGAAUCCACCCGUCGCAUCACGGACUGCUCGGGGUUGAUGGAUCCGACAACGUAGUUAUCAAGGCUAUGGGGCACAAAAAGGAAGACUUCAGUCAGAGAACGGAAACGUACGAGGCGCUCUGGUUUACCCCAGGGCUGGUCGAGCCACUUGCGACAUUCACUUUCCAAGGAGGCGACUAUCUGAUUCUACCAUGGGCCGACGGGGGAAGCCUCGCCGACCUGUGGGCUGCGAACCCCAUGCCGCAAAAGAUCACUCCCGAGCUAUGCCGUUGGACCUCCAGCCAGUUUGAAGAGUUGGUAAGAGCUAUCAGCAUGAGCACUCAACUGGGGCCAGCUGCCGCAGAAAUGGGAAUCACCGGGCCAGGCCAAUAUGGCAAUUUGCAGCCCGAGGACAUCCUUUGCUUCCGUCGCGAGGUGUCCUGUGGAGGGGUGACCGACUUUGACCUGAGGAUUCUCAACAUCCGGGCGACGACACCGCAUGACCAGGCGGCUGCUGCCUGGUCUGCACCAUACUCGCCGCCCGAUUUCGGCAUUGGAUCCUUAACGCCACGGGCGUCCGAUUACUGGGCUCUCGGCUGCAUCUAUCUCGAGUUCACCACGUGGUUGUUGUUGGGUUACAAGGCCGUCGAGGAGUUCACGAAAGCUCGCAGAAUGGAUUAUGGCGACGGGUCAACCCUCAACGAAAUGUUCUUCUUUCUGUCACGUCGAUACAGAGGGGGACUCUGCCCCAAGGUCAAGCCAGUAGUCACGCAGCUCUGA